AUGCGGUCGGUAACCAUAACAAUAUUUAUUCUUAUAAAUAUAAUCAAACAGAACUUUGGCAUUCUUAGCGAUUUUCACAAUUGGCAAUUUGAUAUUCCAAUAAACUUUUCAAAGCAUCAGAGCAGUGAUUGGGAAUGUUUAGGACGAAUUAGUAAAUGCUUCUUAAAUGCUCAAUUAAGCUUAUCAUCUAUGCCAAAUGCGCUUAUUGUUAGCGCCACAAAUCCGAAUACUUAUAUUGGAUGGUAUUGUAUGGUGCAACAAGCAUUUAUAGCUAAAAAUUAUCAUAUCAAAGUUAUCAUUCAAAAUUGCUCACAAAAUAGAUUGAAUGAAUUUGUCAAAUCAAACGAUGAUAAAGUAUUUCACUAUAAACCUAUGAGAAGUUUUCAAAUUUAUGCAACACAUAAAUUUGUAUAUUUUACUGUUAUUGUUGCUAUCACAGCAUAUACUCUUAUUGUUUAUUUGAUAUUUUGCAUAAUAUUAGCACAAUAUGAAAAAGAAAUUGAAUCUUAUGAACAAUCGCCUCAAAGAAAAAUUAAACAAUGGGUAAAUUUUUUGAAAUUAAAGAAGCAAAUACAACUAAAGUGA
This is a messenger RNA of Brugia pahangi, 585 nucleotides long. The record is from the annotation of a GenBank genome assembly. NCBI's taxonomy places the organism in Eukaryota, Metazoa, Nematoda, Chromadorea, Rhabditida, Onchocercidae.